GCUGGAAAGAAGCGCAAUAGCAGCAGCAAGCCAGCAAUUCGGCCGCGCUGGUGGUGAUACACUGAUACAAGUAACGUACGCCUAUACUCUGGCUUCGCAUACACCUAGCAACUCUCCAGUUGAAACGUAUGUGCACCUCUCCUCCCCCGGCUUAUAUUUCCCUCGCUCCCACAAUCACAUUCCCAAAAAAGUCAUUCAGUAUACUCCUCCGGGCUCUACUCGUGUUCCUUUAAACCAGAAAACAUCCUCUUCUGGUUACAUCAUGGACUAGUUGCAUAUUGGUGUUCCUUUGAACCACGGAAGAUCCUCUACUACUUGUAUACUCCACCGGGCUCUCCUUUAAUUUCACGCAAGAAAUUUAAAGAGAGAUGGAUAACAAAGGCAAAUCCAAGGCCGUUGACGAUUACGUGCGAACGGCGUCCCAUCUCCAUCGUGGCAGCGGGAUAGACUGGGGCAAAGAGAUAUGGGAGGACGAUGCUACUACCACUGCUCUUGGCGGCUCUCAACGUGACAGGAGCCUUUUCCUUGACAUCUUACAGGCACAGGAUGAUCCAAAGAGCGAAGUGUCAACUCCACAUAAUCAGAAGUUGCCCCAAAUUGGCGACACAUACAUAGAUCCAUUUCAGCAUGUGAACUCCUCUGCCUCUACGAACAGUGUAGUCAAGGAUUAUACUGAGCCACAUUCCCAAAUUCCACUAACGAAUAUGGAUAUCGUUGAAGAUUUGCGUGCACGAUCAUCAUCAUCUUCUUCAAGGAGAGCACCUAGCAGGUUUGCUAAUAUGAUGGCGAUGCAGGAGGCAUGCCUCCGUGCGUUGAUUGACCCAGAUCAGGAAAUACCCUGCAGACUAUGGCGUCAGUCCCCCGAGGCUUUGAAGAAUCACUAUGCUCUUGAUAUUGAGAUGGCAUAUUCUGAGGGCCGUGUGCCAAGUGUAAAUGCUCCUGGGAACUCUGAGUCCAAUUCACUUCUUCAGCUGAUCAAGAACCCAGUAAACCAGUCAAUGCGUCUCAUUAAUAUCAAGGGCCACGUACCUGCUCUCAGUGCUGACCCAAUUGGGAGCUACUUUAUACAGAAGAAACUUGACGAAGCAACUACUGGAGAGAUAGUUAUGCUAUAUAACGAAAUCACGCCGCACAUCCUUACACUGGCCACUGAUGCCUUUCCCACUUAUGUUAUCCAAAAGCUUCUUGAGCACGGACCACCAGUCUACUUCAGGAUACUCAUUGCUAAUCUAAUGGGGCAUGUGUUAGACCUAAGCCUUAAUCUCUAUGGCUGUCGGGUGAUCGAGAAGGCUUUUGAAAUAAGCGAUAUUGAUCAAAAACUAGAGAUGGCCAAGGAGCUUGAUAGCAACCUAGUGAGAUGUGUUUGUGAUCAAUAUGCAAACCAUGCCGUUCAAAAAUGCAUGGAGUGUGUGCAGCCACAGUAUAUCCAUUUCAUCUAUAGGCGGUUAUGUGGGAAGGCCAAGAUGUUAUCCACCCAUCCUCUCGGAUUCGUUGUCAUUCAGAAAAUGCUGGAGUUCUGCAAGGAUCCUCAAAUUAUGGGCAGGUUUAUCACGGAGAUUCUUGAUUGUGUAAAGGAGUUGUCGAUGGACCCAUAUGGAAACUACGUUGUGCAGUACAUUUUGGAGCAUGGAGGACCUCGUCAUCGACAAAUUAUUGUGUUGAAAUUUGCUGGGAAAAUAGUACACAUGAGCCACCAGAAGCACUCUUCCAAAGUAAUCCAGAAGUGCCUACUCUAUGGCGGCUACCAGGAUCGCAAGAUUGUCAUAACUGAAAUCCUUUGUGCAGGUGGUGGUCAAACUGUGGACCAUCUCCUGGGCAUGGUGGUCCACCAGUAUGCAACCUAUGUGGUGCAGCAGCUGAUUGAGGUGGUGAACGAGUGGCAGUUCCACAUGAUCGUGGACGUGGUGAGGCGCGACAAAGACAAUUUGGUCAAGUACGCCCAUGGGAGGCAGGUCAUCGCGCAGGUCGAGAGGCUCCUCGAUGCCAUGGCACCGUCCCCCGACUCCCUUGCGGAAACAUCAUCGUCCCGGUUCGCCUAGUGUUUUUUUUAUUCUUAUGACAACAGUUUGCUUUGUAUGUCUCACUUGUUCUUCCUGGAGCAUCAGUGAUCGACAGUAAUUGAAUUAAGGUGGAAUCAGCUGCUUUUGCUUUCCCCAUUAUUAGGUGAACUCUAUUGUUUGUCUAAAGGAGAACCGAACUAUAUAUAACCUCCUCUUGUCUAAUGAUUUGUCAGGUACCCAGCCUACCAUUAUGUA
This is a messenger RNA of Hordeum vulgare subsp. vulgare (domesticated barley), 2255 nucleotides long. RefSeq names its product pumilio homolog 1-like. Bases 369 to 2039 code for a protein of 556 amino acids. The record is from RefSeq and is a predicted model, not a curated record. Gene Ontology annotation, molecular function: mRNA binding. Lineage: Eukaryota; Viridiplantae; Streptophyta; Magnoliopsida; Poales; Poaceae. The transcript has 9 exons. Gene Ontology annotation, cellular component: cytoplasm. Gene Ontology annotation, biological process: post-transcriptional regulation of gene expression.